AUGGUUCUUACAUAUUCUACUUUCCACGAAUUCAACUAUAACUUUUCAACCGUUACGCUGGCGUUUUUCAAUCGGUACCCAAACCCUUAUGCCACGCAUGUCAUUUCCGCAGACACAAUAUCUCAAAAGAUUCAAGAUCAGAAACUGUAUACUACUCGGUUAAUCCGUAAGAAUGGAAGACUCCCCAAGUUCAUAAUGCCCUUUUUAGGUAAGGUGGCGGAGUCAUGGAUUGUGGAGUACUCAGUGGUUGAUCCCGUUAAUCAAACCAUGAAGACAUGGACCAGCAAUCUGGAGCAUCGGGGAGUUUUAAAAGUGGAGGAGCAAACAGAAUACAAGGCAGUAGUACCUACGGAUAUUAGCAAUAGCAACAGCAGUAAUCAUAAUAAUAAUAAUAACAAUAAUAACAACAAAAAUGCAUUGAUGACAGCAGCUACUUAUAACGUUUUGUUUUCCAGUAACUUUGGCCGAUGGGGUAUCCGAGAUAGAAUCGAAUCAUGGUCGCUAUCUAAGUUCAGAGAAAACGUUCAAAAAUCACGUCGCGGAAUGGCAUACGUGAUGGAACGUAUGCGUGAAAAGGGACUUACUGCAUUUGGCGAGAUUCAAAGACAAAUGUCUGUGGUUCGUGAUCAGCGCGAGCUACGGGAUGUGUAA
Messenger RNA from Magnusiomyces paraingens, 651 nucleotides. RefSeq lists its product as uncharacterized. NCBI's taxonomy places the organism in Eukaryota, Fungi, Ascomycota, Dipodascomycetes, Dipodascales, Dipodascaceae. Gene Ontology annotation, biological process: phospholipid transport. Bases 1 to 651 code for a protein of 216 amino acids. The record is from RefSeq and is a predicted model, not a curated record. The transcript is spliced from 3 exons. Gene Ontology annotation, cellular component: mitochondrial intermembrane space. Gene Ontology annotation, molecular function: phosphatidic acid transfer activity.